Saxophila tyrrhenica is the source of this 1497-nucleotide messenger RNA. RefSeq lists its product as uncharacterized. The coding region runs from base 1 to 1497 and encodes 498 amino acids. Lineage: Eukaryota; Fungi; Ascomycota; Dothideomycetes; Mycosphaerellales; Extremaceae. The record is from RefSeq and is a predicted model, not a curated record. The transcript is spliced from 3 exons.
AUGGCCCCUCUUCAGGGCGACGACUUCCGCAACCCUAAACUCACUGGCCCUCGCGCCAGCAAGCACAUCCCAAGCGGCGGCCUCUUCUCAGCGUACUCCGAAGUCAAGAUCAAUGCCCAUCCCAGCAUAGUCUACGAUGCCCUACUCAACGUGGGCGACUACAAAGAAUGGAACAGCUUCGUCUACGAUGUGAAGAUCACGAAGAAUCCGAACCCACAUGGCAUCAGGGACGGCGCGCACAAGCGAAUCACGGGCGGCUCAUGCAUGAUCUUCUACCGGAAGCUCACGGAUAACCCACCUUACAAGACCGAGGUGCGGCAGGUCGUUACGUUGCUGGAGAAAUUGAAGCUGUCGAAGGAAGGGCAUCAGCUACCAUGUAUCACGAGGGUGCGGUGGCAGCUGGACAACGCCGCGAUCACGACGCCGGGCUUUCUGAUGCGGAAUGAGACAAUCAACGAGAUUGAAGAGGUGGGGGAUGGGACGACGGUGUUCAGGACGUGGUCAGUCUUCAGCGGGCCGGUUGCGAAGAUUGUGAGGAAGAAGCUGGAGGAGCCGUUCAGAGAUCGAACGCAGGAUAUGUGUAGAGAUCUCAAAGAGUGGUGUGAGCGGAAAGCUGUGAAUGGGGAGGCUAGUGGAAAGGCAGCAGGGAAGAGUGAAGGUGUAGUGAGCAUUUCCGACGCCGCUCAGCAGCCUUCGCAGGACCCACCACCUGGCGCGUCUCUCGGGGCGCCCAACGGCCCCGAGAAGGCAAGACUCGUUCCUUUGCGUCCAAAGCUUACUGCUCUGUCUCCUCGCACUUGCAAGGAGCACAGUGACCCUAGCGAAAGCACAGGACCUUCAUGCACUCCGGCGACGCAGUCUAGCGAGCAUGAAAAGACUCCAAUAACACCGAAGCGGAGGUCUUCGCCAGCCAAGGAUCCACCGAGCCCGAAUAAGAAGCGCGCAGUGACUCGUGAAGAUGAUGACGUGGUCAUGAAAGAUACCAACGAGCAGGCAAUGCUCCACCCCAAGCCGUCAAUUGGCACCUAUGGUACUGCCGCUCGUCCUCCACGCUACGGCAAAGCUGCGGAUCAUCGUCAACCACGUAAGACUAGCGACAGUUCUGCUCCUGGCAAGCAGUCCACGCUGGGUCAAGGCAGCGGGUGGCUUGUGACAAAGCCGCCGUCGGCCACGAAGCCAUAUGGGUCGCCAGAUGUGCGUUUGGAAACUCCGAAUACAACGAACGUUGAUCUAUCGACUACCCAACAAGGUGGUGAAAAGCCGCUAGCGAUCACUAGUUCCCUUGGAUAUCCACGGAUCCGUGAACUCUCGCAUGUUCAGGACCCGGCAGAGGUCAUCUAUCACCUGCAGAACCCGGACGCUGAGCUGCAGGUGCAUCCGUCGAGGCAUGAAGGACAGGACCUUCAACGUGUCCGGAUCCCGAGAGAGUUCAACGACCGCAUGGAAAGGCUUGAAGAGAGGGUUCGUGCAAUCACUCCCGAAAGGUGCGACAAGUAG